Messenger RNA from Glycine soja, 2303 nucleotides. RefSeq names its product protein BONZAI 3-like. Gene Ontology annotation, cellular component: plasma membrane. Gene Ontology annotation, biological process: cellular response to calcium ion. The transcript has 16 exons. The coding region runs from base 180 to 1955 and encodes 591 amino acids. The record is from RefSeq and is a predicted model, not a curated record. NCBI's taxonomy places the organism in Eukaryota, Viridiplantae, Streptophyta, Magnoliopsida, Fabales, Fabaceae. Gene Ontology annotation, molecular function: calcium-dependent phospholipid binding.
GUUAUGAGUUAUAAAAGGUAAGGAAGAAGGCCAACUCAACACCAUGCUCUGUAUAGCCAAAAAAAACAAAUAGAAAUUUAGAAACCAAAAAAACCCUAAUCUAAUCGUUCACUCGCUCGCUCACUGUUUCAUUGGCGAUAUAGAAAUUAGGAACAGAUCGAUUAGCAGAAAAAGAGAGAAUGGGAACGUGUUUUUCAGACAUGAAAGGAGGGAAGCAAGCGGUGGGAGGGAACAUCAAUGCAGGCACUGCCACGAACAACAAUGGAGGCCAAAACGACGCCGUCGAUCUCUUUUACAAGACGCAAGGGUUUCAACAAUUGUUCACACAAGUUGAGUUAUCUCUUUCAGCAUCUAACUUACUUGAUCGGGACAUUGCAUCAAAGAGUGAUCCCAUGGUGGUAGUUUAUGCAAAGAAAAGAGAUGGUAAAUUGGAAGAAUUAGGUCGCACUGAAGUCAUUCUGAAUUGUUUGAAUCCAGAGUGGAUAGAGAAAAUUAGUGUUGCAUUUCACUUUGAAAUUGUGCAACCACUUGAAUUUCAUGUAUAUGAUGUUGAUACAAAAUAUCACAGCGUUCCCACCACGACGCUAAAACUGGGAGAUCAAGAAUUCCUUGGAAUGACCAGUUGCACUUUAUCAGAGAUUGCGACUAAACCAAGUAAAAGCUUAUCGUUAAGGCUCCAAAACAAAAGCGGGCAUGGUGGUUUAAUAAGAAACCUAGGGGAAAUUACUGUUCAUGCUGAAGAGACUGUUGCUUCAAAGAGUGCAGUUGAGAUGGUCUUGCGUUGUUCUCACUUGGAUAACAAGGAUGUCUUUUCUAAAAGUGACCCUUUUCUAAGAAUAUCAAGAAUGGUUGAGAGUGGAGGUUAUAUUCCUAUAUGCAAGACUGAAGUUAUCGACGACAAUUUAAAUCCAAAAUGGAAAUCAGUUUGUCUUGGUGCCCACAAGUUUGGAAGUAAAGAUAAUCCAUUAGUGAUCGAGUGUUUUGAUUUCAAUAGCAGCGGCGAUCAUGUACUUAUUGGUAAAGUGCAGAAGUCAGUAGCAGACCUAGAAAAACUAUACAGAGAAAGAACAGGCGUAAAUUUUGUCAUACCAUCCACACGCCACAGACAGGAGAAGGUUCUGAAGGGUCAACUAUUUGUGGAUCAAUAUUGCGAAAAGGAACAAUUCAGUUUUAUUGACUACAUAUCUAGUGGUUUUGAACUGAACUUCAUGGUUGCUGUAGAUUUCACUGCUUCAAAUGGAAAUCCUCAGCAUUCAGAUUCUUUGCAUUAUAUUGAUGCAUAUGGUCGGUUAAAUUCAUACCAAAAGGCUAUAAUGGAGGUUGGAGAAGUUAUUCAGUUUUAUGAUUCUGAUAGGCAGUUUCCUGCUUGGGGAUUUGGAGGAAAGAUACCUGGUGGUACUGUAUCCCACUGUUUUAAUCUAAAUGGGAAUCCAGGUGCAUCUGAGGUUGUAGGAGUUGAAGGCAUAAUGGAUGCUUAUGUCAGUGCUUUAAGCAGUGUCACUCUCUCAGGACCCACUUUAUUUGGCCCAGUUAUCAACAUGGCUGCACAAACGGCUGCACAGUCCCUUACAUCAGUUAACAGCACUAAGUAUUAUGUGUUGCUUAUCAUAACGGAUGGAGUUGUUACGGAUCUUCAAGAAACAAUAAAUGCUCUGGUUAAAGCAUCUGACCUUCCCCUGUCGAUUCUUAUAGUUGGAGUGGGAAGUGCUGAUUUCACGAGCAUGGAGGUGCUGGAUGCUGAUAAUGGGCGUCAGUUGGAGAGUUCUACUGGUCGUGUAGCUACAAGAGAUAUGGUACAAUUUGUCCCUAUGAGAGAAGUACAAAGUGGGCAGAUAUCCGUUGUGCAAGUUCUUUUGGAAGAACUACCUGAUCAGUUUUUGUCUUUUAUGCGAAGUAGGGGCAUUAGCCCAUUGCCUUCCCAUUUCCCAAAAGCAUCCACUUCCACCAUGCAAUAGAUUUUCAAACUCGGGCACGUCAGGAAGAAGGAUUAGUGAAGAUGUUGUUUGGUUCGUAGCAGGCAAUCAAUGACCAAAAUAAUUAUCUGCUAAAGAAGUUGGCAUGGUUUCAUAUUUGCUUUUCUUGUUGAUAUGAAUUGUAAAUAGAAGCAUGAUGAAUCUCGGACGUAUAUUAGUGUGAAGGGUAUAUUGCUUUGCUUGGGGAUAAAAUUGCAAAGAAAAUAUAUCUUGGGUGAUAUACUCCUGGUUCCUCUCCCGUACAUUUGGAUAUUUCAUAGAUAACAUGGUUUUGUUAACUUUACGAAAUUGUCAAAUAUUCCAUCACCGAUGAAUUUAGACUAUUAUCAA